UCGUGAGUGAUUUGUAUAGCGCAUAUUACUUUUUUUUGUUUGCGAAACUCAAUAGAAUUUUCCUUUUCCUGCGACAUGUCCUUAUGUCUUUAAUAUGCAAAAUAAGUAACAGUCAUGAAGUGAGCCAUCAAAUUUUUUUUUUUUUAAUUUAGUAAAAGGAAUUGUUAGUAACACCAUUCUGUUUUAAAAUCUACUCCAUGUGAAAAGCGUACGGUAGGACGGAAGUAUAAGCUCACUUACUCCUAACUACAGCUACUUCUGUUUUUUAUGGUUAUAAAAAAAAACUCUCCAAUCUUUUACCCGCUCCAUUCCAUCAUUCGUUAGAUAACGGUUAUUGGGAUGAUUCACAAAUCACUAUACAUUUUUGACUAAAAACUACAUUAUGAUAUUUUUCCUAAAUAAAAUGAAGUGUUUUGGUGAAAGUGGAAGCGGAUGUUUAUGUUAGUUCAUUUAUGACGAAAUUUUUAUAAGAAUUCGUAAACCAUAUCAAAUGUUCGUUUCCGCAAAGAAGUUUGAAUGUUAAAUUUUGUGUAUUAGAAAAAAUCAAGCGUAUAGUCAUGUACGUGUGCUCUAACAUUUUUAGUAAAAAUUUGCUACAACAAUUUCCAUUUGACACCAAUAGCGAGAAGCAUAUUGAUAAGAAAAGUAAAACAGCAAUGAUCAGUAGAACAGAUUCUUCAUCAAGAAAAUUCCUAGCUGACAUCAACAUGGAUAUUUAAAGGAUAGAAAGCAUUCUUUUAAAAACGAAAAAAUGUAUUUGUGGUUAACUGAAUCACAAAAUAAAACAGCUAAAACUUUUAAAGUACAAAAGAUUAUAAUGUGUAACUUUUAAUACUCUUAUUUACUAAAAGGUCUUUUACUAAAAUUACUAUAAUAGGAGUGCUCAGUACACAAUCAACGUAUAUAAAUCCAACAUUCUGGGAUAAUCUAUCAUUAACAAUUAAGCCUUCAUAGUUUGCACGUUAAUGUUAAACAAAUAUAACGACGUUGUUAGUGACACGUCGGAUUUAAGUAUUACGAGGGGAAAGGGUACAAUUGACUAUCAACAAUUGAUAAAAUCGCAUGAAACAAACUCUUCUCAAUUAUUGAAUCAUAAUGUGAAGGUUAUAGAAUCAGUUAUUGAUGAUUUACAGGAAAUUGUGAAAUCUAUUAGUGGUCAUUUUUCGUCCAAAGAAAACCCCUCUACUACCGCAUUACCUGCUAGUAGCAUUGCAACCAUCACACAAUUAAAUAAUACGAUUCCCAUGAAAUUGUCAAAACUACGAAGGCAUUAUCGGGAUAUUAAUAUUUUCGCACAUGAUUCUACGACGCUUACAGAUACUUUGAAAAGUCUGAACGUAAAAACAACUGAAGAACUUAUUGACUAUGAGCUUCAGUUAAGUGGAUUAGAAAAAAUUAUUAUACAAGAACAAUCGGAAAUUCCAACGCCUAAGUUCAAAGCUAUUGUACCUUUUUUCCAACGGAAAAAGAAGAAACCAAUAUCAAAUGAUACAGACACGUGUUCUAAUGCUAUAACAAAUACUGAGAAAGAAAUGAAAGGGUGCCAAGAUGAAGUGGUCAUGAAGGAAAACAAACUUGUACUAAAAGAGGAGCAACAUAUGCUCAUUGAAUCUUUAGAUUCUACUCUUAUUCAAAAAGAUGUUGAAAUGAGUUGUGAAGACAACGAUGAAGUUAUUGAUAUGGAUGAUCCAGCACUGAAUUCACAGCCUCUUGAGAAAUAUUACUUGGACUGGUUAAAAGCUUAUCUUGUUCGAAGAACCCAAGAAUGCGCGGAAAUAGAGUCAGUGAAGAGAUCUCGUCAUGUAGCUGAAGAAAAAGUUAAGGUGUUUCAAAAGUCUGAAGCAGAGUUAGCUUCAAGGCUUAGUCCAUUAGAAAAAGAACUAGCGAAAUUUACAGGAACCAUCAACCGGACAAGAGCUCCUGCUGCUGCUUUAUCAGGAGUCAAGCAAACACCACUUUCAGUUUUCCCUUCGAAAGCUUACUCAUUAUCUACUCCAUUACUAACACUUUUCACAAAAUUCUUUUGCUACAAAUCUGUCAAUAGUGAUGGAGGAAUUGAGUUACGACUUAACUUUCAAGCCACAUCUAAAAGUAAUGAUCCACUAUUUGAAUGUGACACUGGACGUCUUCAAGUGUUAGUUGAUAAAGCAACGACUUGGUUACCUCCAAUAUCUUUUUCAAAAACUGCUUCAUUAUUUCCUUUAAAUAUUCGAUUUAGCUAUUUUCCAAAACUCAAUUUAGUGAGUGCAGUUUGCCAGUUUCCACGCGCUAUAGGAUCUGAUUCCUCUUUUUUAAGCGAUUUAUUUUUUUCUGACGAUAAUGGUUGUUUAUCUCCCAAUCCUCUUCAUCAUAUAGCCAAAGAUUUUUCGCAUUUAAUGGCUUCUAUGGAUGAACAGAAUGAAAAAUCCACAAGCGUUAAAGAUUUUCAAACGUUACCUUACGCUAUAUGCUCUCGCAUAUCCGAACGCCAAGCUGGCCGACCGUAUCGUUGGGCUCAACAAUUAGCUGAUAACGCUUUUAGUGUAGAUGCGACUUCGGUACCUAAUUUUACAAUGUUCACAGAAAAACUUCCCAUUGUUACUGCUGGAAAUUUCGUUAAGCUUUUUCGAUUAAGAGCUGCGCAUAGGUCGUGGAGUAUUUAUAUUGAGGAAUCAUUAAGAGAAAACCCUCAAAGGUUCCCUCCUCGUGGAGUUAAUUUACCUGCAGGAUUAGACGUGAGAGAUGUUUUUGCUACAUCUGUGUUUACCGCUUUUUCCAGUUCUUCAUUCAAUGAAUUUGUCUCAAAGGGUGGAUCAUCAAAAUUCCAGGAUAUUGAAGCUUCAUAUCUGAGCGCAGAGCUCAAUGUACAAGCUGUUGUUUUUAUUGUUUUGAUUGCUGUCCCAGCAUACGGAAGAAGGGCUUCUGACUUAUGUUUUUACAUUAAAGAAGUUAAAAACGAUAUAGCUGAUGAUCAAGGAGUGUUCAUGUCGCCUAAUAUUUUUUCACUAGGAAGAAAAUUUUUAUUUAGUGAUGGAAAACAUCGAAAAGACACAACUAUUCUUAGUCAUGAAGAAAUCGCCAACUCAGCUAGUGUUUGCCUGUGCGAUCAAGAUAAGGAAUUAUUUGAAAAGUGGAUUCAAUUGCAUAAGGAAGUAGUUGAAAAAUUAAUGACAAUGGAUGAUACAAAGUAUAAAAAAAGCGUACCACGCAGCGUCAUGGAUGUUUUAAAUCAAAUUUAUCCAACAAGUUCAUGUACCACUAAUUGUAACGUUUCCCCAGAGCGACCCUUUUUGCAUUUUUAUGAAAAAUCUCUUUCUGACAUUCAAACAAAUGUCAAUACAACAAUACCUGAAAAGUUUGCAGCUGACAAAAAUAAUGAUCAUUUUUCAAUUAUCCUAGUAAUACAGCUCUAUUAUCUCGUGUUUUACAUAAACAAUUGGGUUAAAGAUGUUAAGCAUCACAAAUUCAUUCCGUUAGCUCCAAUACAUGCCAAUCAAACGACGAGUGUCGAUUCAUGAUCCAAAAAUGCAUAAAACGUCGAGAAAAGAACUCCAAAUCUACUAUAUCUAUUUACUACUACACCCAUAUAAAUUGAAAUGCAUAGCUUUGUAGUCAUUGAAGAAAGCUAAGUAAAAGAAUGUACUUUUUUUUUAAAUGGAUGACUCGUUAACUCUAGUCUAUAGAUUGAUUUUUUUUUAAAUCUUCUUUCAACUAAGGUUUAUUUGAAAUACUCCUCACAAGUUUUCUUUAAUCUAAAAUCAAAAUUUUUUUUUUAUCUAGUACAAAUCAUCAGUAGACAUUAAAAACAAAUAGAAGGCAAUAUUAAAAAACUUUUAUUCAAAAAACAAUGGAAAUCAAAAUUGAAUUGUGUAGAUACUAUUUUCCGCUUAAAUUUUUGGUUUUUUAAGGCUGUUACAGUAAUGUCGUUGUACUCGAGUCCAUUGCAACACAUUUAUUUACCUUUGUUGUUUCUUUUUGUACAGUUGACAUAAUAGUAUAUGUUCUAGUCUUCAAAGUGAUGCAUUAGUAAUUUGUAUAGUAUUUAUGCAUUAAUUUCGGAAAUUGAUUCAACUAAAAUAAAAUUAGUGAGUUGUAGUGAGUGUUUUAUGGUAUUGUGUUGAAAAUAUAGGUAUGAAUUUGGUGGAUCAAGCUCAAAAAUAGAAGAACGGCGAACUUCCAGUUUUGCUCGAAGGCAUCCAGUGUCGGAAUGAUUACCGGUACCCCUUCUACAUAGUUGAGUUUUAAUUUUUUCAAACCGUGUGCAUUAAAAUACAUGCUUUUUAACUAUUGUCUUAAAUUUGUCAAUCGACAUGCAUUGCCUUGUUGUUUUUUUUUUAAAUAUUUUCAAUUUGCAACAAAGCCUUUGGAACAAGAAGGAAGUAAGCUGAUAACCUUUGUUAAAUAAAGUUGUAUGAAUAACAGGGUACUUAUGGAGCGAGCAAAAGAGAGGUAGAAGGAAAAAAAGGUUGUUUUACUUUUUACAGUUUUUGAAUACAGUAGUACAGAGAAGUACGCAAAAUGUAACUUUUGUAUCGAGUUAGGAUAGAAAAAUCUUCUACUCUGUUUUCGUUUCCACAAUAAAAAGUAGGUGCAACCUAAGACUGAUCAUAAAAAGACAUUUAAAACCCUAA
Hylaeus volcanicus is the source of this 4610-nucleotide messenger RNA. RefSeq lists its product as uncharacterized. Bases 966 to 3497 code for a protein of 843 amino acids. The record is from RefSeq and is a predicted model, not a curated record. NCBI's taxonomy places the organism in Eukaryota, Metazoa, Arthropoda, Insecta, Hymenoptera, Colletidae. The transcript has 8 exons.